Messenger RNA from Striga hermonthica, 1197 nucleotides. NCBI's taxonomy places the organism in Eukaryota, Viridiplantae, Streptophyta, Magnoliopsida, Lamiales, Orobanchaceae. The record is from the annotation of a GenBank genome assembly.
AUGUCAUUCACUGGAUUUUACGGAAAGAUUCCCCAUAGUAUUGGGAAUCUUUCGAAUCUGCGUACUCUAAGUUUGGAAACUAUGGACACCAGAGGAGGAGACUAUUCAGGGCCGAAGCUGGAUGUCGAUAGUCUUGAAUGGUUGUCAGGGCUUUCGAAAUUGGAGUAUCUAAGCAUGAAUCAUGUGAACCUGAGCAGAGCAACCAAUUGGCCUCAGCAGGUGAUCACUAAACUCUACUCUUUAGUCGAGUUGCAUUUGAGUGGAUGUAAUCUUAAUUAUAUGGCUCCUCUGAAUGAUGUAAAUAAUAUUAGUCAUUCUCAUAUAGCCAUUCUUGAUAUAUCCUCAAAUUACUUGGAUGGCGAAUCUUACGGCAUCAUCCCUCCGUGGAUUUUUCAAUUCAACAACCUUAUCUAUCUUGAUAUGAGUUCCAACACAUUGGAAGGCCCAAUUCCAACAAUGAGCAAUACCACAAAACUCAAAGACAUUGAUCUCUCCAAUAACUAUUUGAAUUCAAGCAUUCCACAGUGGCUCUACUAUAUGAGUCUGGCAGCCAAUUUGUUUAUCAGAGAUGGGAUUUCCAAUUCCAUAGCAAAUCUGACAUCUCUCAGUACCCUUGAUUUAAGUCAAAACCAACUUUCUGGGAAAAUACCAAGAGAAAUUGCAAACUUGUGCAAUAUUCAGACCUUGAAUUUAUUUGGUAAUAAUUUCGGGGGAGAGAUAUCGGAUUCAUUUGGAAACAUGUCAGAUUGUUUUCUAGGAGCUCUGGAAGACUUAGAGCUAUCAGGCAAUCAGCUCUCUGGUCAUCUGCCUCAUCAAUUUGGAGAAUUUAGGAGUCUUCGAUCCUUGAGUCUUGACUACAACUCAUUCUCUGGUGUAAUUCCAGAUGAAUUAGGGAACUUGCUUUCCCUUGAAAAUUUAAGCUUGCAUAAUAAUAAAUUGAGGGGGAACUUACCAGAGAGUAUAGGGAAACUUGUGAACUUGAGAAUGCUUUGGAUAGAGAAUAACAUGUUGCAAGGGGUUGUGACUGAAACCCACUUUGCCAAUCUCUCUAAUUUAAAAGUCUUGUAUGCCUCUGGAAACCACUUGAGUUUGAAAGUCAACCCAAAUUGGAUUCCACCAUUCAAACUAGAGUCGCUUUAUCUAGGGUAUUGGGACGUGGGAUCAGACUCUCGAAUUCCGUUAUGGCUUGAGACUUAG